UUGACAUGAGCAACUCUGGAUACUUUGCUAUGAAGAAGGAUCUCGAGAGCAUGUGUCGUAAUGCUGUUGAUCGUAGCCAAGGUGGUUUGCUUGAGAUCGAUAUUUGGGAUUAUGGAACUGAUGACCUCCUCAAUUACAUCGCUGAUAGGUCAAGUAAUCUGAGAAGCCUUAAACUUCCAAAUUGUUUCCUAGUAACAGAUGAGGGAGUUGCGAAAGCAGUUGUGAAACUACCACUCCUUGAAGAGCUUGAUAUUUCAUUCUGCGGAUUUACAGGAGACUCUGUGAGGGUCGUAGGCCAGUCUUGUCCAAAGAUGAAGAUGUUCCUUGCGACCGAGUUCUUACAUUGUGAGUCGAAUUGUGAGUCGAAUGAUAUCGCCAUAGCAAUUGGAGAAACCAUGCCUGAGCUACGCUACCUCGAGCUUGGUUGGAAUAGACUAAAUAACACGGGCUUGAACGCCAUUCUUGACGGCUGUCCACACUUGGAACACCUUGAUUUGAGCUUCUGUUUCAACCUCACGCAUGUCAGCCUUAUGGAGAUGCGAUUACCUGAGAGGAUUAGAGUCUUAAGACUCCCCGAUGUCUCAGCUGCUGAUUUAGUUAUGAUAUUAAAUUGGUGUAGUAAUUCCACACCUUUACUAUGA
This is a messenger RNA of Capsella rubella, 641 nucleotides long. RefSeq names its product putative F-box/LRR-repeat protein 23. The record is from RefSeq and is a predicted model, not a curated record. Lineage: Eukaryota; Viridiplantae; Streptophyta; Magnoliopsida; Brassicales; Brassicaceae. The transcript is spliced from 3 exons. Gene Ontology annotation, molecular function: protein binding. Bases 6 to 641 code for a protein of 211 amino acids.